AUGGCGUUCGGCAAGCUCUUCACCUACCCGGCCAACCCCCGCACCGCGGCCAUCCGCGCCGUCGCGAAGGCCAACAACGUCGACCUUGAGUACAUCGAGGCCGACACCACCAAGCCUUCCAUCGAGCACCUCAAGGCCAACAAGCUCGGCAAGGUCCCUGCCUUCCUUGGCGAGGAUGGCUACCCUCUCUCUGAGUGCAUUGCCAUCGCCAUCUACAUCACCUCCCAGAACGAGAAGACCACCCUUCUCGGCAAGACCAAGCAGGACUACGCUUCCAUCCUGAAGUGGAUGUCCUACUUCAACUCUGAGGUCCUCCCCCCCAUGGGUGCUUGGUACCGCCCCCUCCUCGGCAAGGACGCCUACAACAAGAAGGCCGUCGAGGACUCCUCCAAGGUCGCCCUCAAGGCCGUCAAGGUCGUCGAGGAGCACCUCCUCAGCAACACCUACCUCGUUGGCGAGCGCAUCACCCUUGCCGACCUCUUCGCCGCUGGCAUCAUUGCCCGUGGCUUCGAGUUCUUCUUCGACAAGCAGUGGCGCCAGGAGAACCCCAACGUCACCCGUUGGUACGACACCAUCAUCAACCAGGACAUCUGGACUGCCGUUUCCGAGAAGCAGGAGUACCUCGAGACCCCCAAGCUCACCAACGUCCCCCCCAAGAAGCCUGAGCAGCCCAAGAAGGAGGCCAAGAAGGAGGCCCCCAAGCCCGCUGCCCCGGCUGCUGAGGAGGCCCCUGCCGCCCCCAAGCCCAAGCACCCCCUUGCUGAGCUCCCCCGCGCCACCUUCGACCUCGAGGAGUGGAAGCGUCAGUACUCUAACAUCAAGAACCACGAGGAGGCCAUGAACUGGUUCUGGUCCAACGCCAACUUCGAGGAGUUCUCCCUCUGGAAGGUCAAGUACAAGUACAACGACGAGCUCACCAUGACCUUCAUGUCCAACAACCUGAUUGGCGGCUUCAACAACCGUCUUGAGGGUUCCCGCAAGUUCAUCUUCGGAUGCGCUGCCGUCUACGGCGCCAACAACGACUCCGUUAUUGAGGGAGCCUUUGUCAUCCGUGGCCAGGACUACAAGCCCGCUUUCGACGUCGCUCCCGACUACGAGAGCUACGACUUCGAGAAGCUCGACCCUACCAAGGCCGAGGACAAGCAGUACGUCUCCGACUCUUGGGGCUGGGAGAAGCCCAUCACCCACAACGGCAAGGAGUACCCCGUUGCCGACGGCAAGGUCUUCAAAUAA
Molecule: messenger RNA, 1233 nt
Organism: Colletotrichum siamense
Lineage: Eukaryota; Fungi; Ascomycota; Sordariomycetes; Glomerellales; Glomerellaceae
Gene: CAM1
Product: Elongation factor 1-gamma 1
Exons: 4
Coding region: 1-1233 (410 amino acids)
Biological process (GO): translational elongation
Cellular component (GO): nucleus; cytoplasm
Molecular function (GO): translation elongation factor activity
Source: RefSeq, a predicted model, not a curated record